Molecule: messenger RNA, 2046 nt
Organism: Thermothielavioides terrestris NRRL 8126
Lineage: Eukaryota; Fungi; Ascomycota; Sordariomycetes; Sordariales; Chaetomiaceae
Exons: 3
Coding region: 114-1325 (403 amino acids)
Molecular function (GO): intramolecular lyase activity
Source: RefSeq, a predicted model, not a curated record
GGUGCAACAGCUGCAGUCAGACAACCCAUUGCAUCGAAGGUUGUGAGGGAUGAUUGCAAGCUGAGCGCCGGAUGGAAGGUUAACUCUAAAUCCUCAGGGUCUCGGACAUUCCCAUGCUCUGCCAAUCCGCGUCCCGGCGGCUUGCGCGGCCAACCGCCGCCGCCUCGUUCCGGCCACAGGUUCCCCGGCGCACCCUCUUCUCCCGCCGCACCGCGAGAACUUCCGGCCGACCAGUCGAGAAUCUGGACAUUCGUCGCCUCACGGAGCAGUCGGAGGAAUACUACCGCAACCGACGCAUCUUCCUCUGGUGCGGCACCAUCGCUGGCGUUGUCUCCUUCAUCUACACUGCCUACAAACUCAAAGUCGAGCUGUCCAAACCCGUCAAGCUCGACUCCAACCUCCCUUCAUCAAACCCGCUCGCGGGUCCCGGCGCAGCCGAGCGCAAAGUCAUCGUGCACGAUGGCGAAGGCCAUGAGAUCGUCCCGACCGGCAACAGCACAGUGCCAACCUUCCCCCGCACGCUCAACCUCCCGUCCUACACGGCCCCGAUAGCCGCGUCCACCCCAACCCCCGCCGACCCUGCCGUCUCCCCGGCGAUCACCUCCCCCGGCGGCGGCACAACCACUACCGAAUACACGCUCGUGGGCCUCGGCCUGCGCACCGUCACCUUCGUCAACCUGCAAGUCUACGUGGUCGGCUUCUACGUGGCGACGGCCGACAUCGCGGCGCUGCAGGACGCGCUGGUCAAGAAGGUCAACCCGAUCGCGACGACGCUCGUGCCCGGCGAGCGCGAGCAGCUGCGCGCCGCGCUGCUCGACCCGGCCGAGGGCGAGCGCACGUGGGACGAGCUGCUGGCCGCCGGCGUGCCCGCGCGGUCCGCGUUCCGCGUCGUGCCCGUGCGCGACACCGACUUCCACCACCUGCGCGACGGCUUCGUGCGCGCCAUCCAGGCGCGCGCCCCGCCGUCGGCGCAGAACGACGACGCGUUCGGCGAGGCCAUGCGCCAGUUCCGCGCCGUCUUCAACCGCGGCAGCGUGCCCAAGCGCAAGGAGCUGCUGCUCGCGAGGGACGAGACCGGGCGGCUCAGCAUUACGUAUGAUGCCGGCGCGAACAAGCAAGAGGGGCGUCCGGCGGGGCGGCAGUUGAUCGGCGUGGUGGAGGACGAGAGGGUGUCGAGGGCACUGUGGCUGAAUUACCUGGCGGGCAAGAAGGUGGCCAGCGAACCGGCGCGGAAGAGCAUUGUGGAGGGCAUCAUGGAGUUCGUGGAGAGGCCGGUUGGCACUGUCGCGACACGGGUGGUGCCGGUGGUGAACGCGAAGGUAUGAUAUAGGCCCAAUCGGCUCGUAGGGCACUCGGGUGCAACCAGAGACCACUCCAAGAAACGGAGGCAUGCGAUCAUGUACAAUUACAGCGGCUCUUUCAAUACAUUUGUAUACGCAUCACAGGUGAGGCUACCCGAGCCGUCCAUCAGCAUUAGGUAUCCUGAUCCGCAGCGCAGGAAACCACAGCAGCGGCGACCCCCCGCGCCUUAGAGCGCACCAGCCUCCGCCAACAGCUCCUCGAUCUUCUUGCCAUCCUUGCCAUUCUUAACGACCGCCUCUAAAUCCGAGUUGCCGCCGAUGUGCACCCGGUUGAUGAAGAUGUUGGGCACCGUGCGCUGGCCGGUGAGCUUGUGCAGCGCGUUCUGGAUGUCGUCGCCGUCACUCUCUUGGUUGAGCUCGAUGGCCGUGUACUUGGCUUUCAGCCCGUCGAGGAUCCGCUUCGUGUUGUUACAGUAAGGGCAGUACGACUUGCUGAAGACCAUGACAGCGUUGUCAUCGAUCAGCUGCUGGGCUUUCUUCUGCGCGGCAUCCAUGGUUGCGGAUGGACUGGAACCGAACAGUCUACGGAAGAUAAAGGACAUGAAAGUCGUUGUUGCGGGUGUUGAUGUUAAAGACCGGAAGAAGGAAAAAUGAGGGGCGAAGUUCGCUUUCUUGUAAGCCUUGGGGUCGUGCUUGCAACGGUACUUGUGUGGUCCCCUGGAAGCUUCUCGAUAGUAUAAGAAAG